This is a messenger RNA of Fusarium odoratissimum NRRL 54006, 3483 nucleotides long. RefSeq lists its product as uncharacterized. The coding region runs from base 984 to 2993 and encodes 669 amino acids. The transcript has 2 exons. Gene Ontology annotation, biological process: DNA-templated transcription; regulation of DNA-templated transcription. NCBI's taxonomy places the organism in Eukaryota, Fungi, Ascomycota, Sordariomycetes, Hypocreales, Nectriaceae. Gene Ontology annotation, molecular function: DNA-binding transcription factor activity, RNA polymerase II-specific; zinc ion binding; DNA binding. The record is from RefSeq and is a predicted model, not a curated record.
CUUGAUGCUCCAAGCCUGUCUCCACCCCCAUUCAAACUACAGGUCGCUAAACCAAGUUGCACUGUCCACCGGCUAUGUACUCUUUGGUCUACUGCACUGUCUUUGCCUGCUAAUUUCUCUGCUGGCUAGUCCCCUUUUAGAUCCCUCGCCCGUUCGCCAGUUCGGUUGGCUGCUUGUUCCUUGGCUCUUCAAGACGGGUGGUACGAGUAAAAGCUGGACCUCAAGGUCACUCUCCUGCAAAGUUUUAGUGGCAAAGUACUUUACUCAUCCUCCUCUUGUGUUCCUCUCGUCCCACCCCAGCGUCAGAAAGUCUUCCGUCUCGCUCUGGCUGCGGUUUGCUUGCCCACCCCCGGUCUUUCCUCGAAAUCUCCUUCUCUUGCAAACCCGCUUCUCACCUCAUCUUCUCUUCUCGUCUUCCCAUCCCUUCCCUAACCUGAUCUCUCUCUUCUAUCCACACUUUUCUUUUCCUCUUCAUACAACCAGCCAAAAAACACCAAACGAAUUCUAUAUACCGCAGAUCCACGACCCCUUAAUCAACCUUUCCAAUAUCGAAGUUUCUGCAAUUUGGCUCCUGGUCACCCCGAACAACCCCCCGCAUUAUGGUCCAAGGCGAAAGGGCCGAAUAACACCUGCACCUCGUCUCCUGGAAUCAAGCCAGCCCUUCCAAUCUCCCAUACUCCCCGCCCACCCGGUCGACCGACUACCAAGUCGCCCCGAAUAUACCUUCGAGACGACACCUCUUAUCGCGGUCCCCCGCAAAAUCCCCAGACUUUUGGCUUGCUGGCUGCUUGCCUUUUCGUCUCCCCCGCGAUAUCAUAAUCUAAAUACCCCCGAGCUCGACAUUCUAGUCUCAACGACCCUCGAGCUUAUCGUACUUCCUUAGUAUCAUCGUCUCUGGAAGUCAAUCGUUCUUGUCGUCGCCUACCCCGACGACCCGACCCGACCGUUGAUAACUUUCUUUGAUACUGACAAGGAAACUCAUAAUGUCAACGGCAGCAAAACCAGCAAUGACAACCGCUGUAAAGAGGGCCUGCGAUGGCUGCCAUCGUCGCAAGGUCAAGUGUGAUAGUGGUAUCACCUGUCGCAACUGUGCAACUGCUGGUAUCGAAUGCACAUAUCUCGCUAUCCCUCAGAAGAAAGGUCCCAAGGGUUCUCGCGCAAAAGUAAUCACCGAAUUGAGAGACAACCAACGUCAGGCCAGUCUCGCUGCCAAGGUGCAAAACAGACUCGCUGGACAACCCGUUGACCUUACCAUUCCUGCUCUCAACCCUACGGCUGGCAUGUUGUCCAAUGACCUGAUCAAGGCUUGUGUCAACUACUAUUUCGAAAAUGCUUACUCGACACUGCCUUUCCUCGACCGAAACCAAAUCGAACACAUGAUGCUAAAUAUGGAAAGUGGCCGUGACAGGUACUGUCUCUUUGCAGCUCUCUGCGCAUAUGUAGUACUUCAGCCCGGUAUGAUCCUGCCAACUUCAUCGGCAGAAGAGUCCUUCAACCUUCAGCAGCAUCCCGGCGCCAACAUCGCCGCAAGCAAUUUGCUUCUUGAGGAGUGCCUACGCGUUCGAAAGGGCUCCGAUUACUUUGAGACACCGAACUUCAAUAUUAUGGUCACAAACAUUUUCAUCUACUCCUGCAUCAAGAUAAUCGACGGACCAGACAGAGCGUGGUACUACCUACGAGAGGCCACAACUAUGGCUCUCCUUACAAACAUGGACAAGGAAGAAAACUAUGCCCAGUUCCCUCAAACUGAGGCUGUCCGAAGACGCCGAUUUUUCUGGUUCUUGUUCGCCACUGAGCGCGUCUACUUUUUCAACCGCCGUCGCCCCUUGUCCCUUUAUGCGACAAUCGCACCUAGCCAGAUGCACGACGAUCCCAAUGAUGCCUUGUAUCCUGAGCUUCACGCCUUUUUCAUCAUGUGCAACAUCUUCCGACCUAUGGACGACUCUUUCCUGGCCGCUUGGAGAAAUGGUUGCGACCAUCUCGACUGCCAUCAAAUUACUGGUCUAAAGAAUCACCUCAAGGAGUCGCAAGCCACGAACCCCUUCCAUCCCGAGAAUGCCUAUAUGGCCAGUCAACAAUUCCUCAACAAUGCAAUCUGGCAGCUCAACAAUACCCAAAGUCAAUACCACGGCGAUCUCGCACGACAAAUGACCAGCAAGAUGGCUUCUUCUUUCGCGGGCCAGCCACUUGAGCUUGCAAAGUCCUGCUUGUUCCCCAAGCUACUCGAGAUCUGUCUCAACUUGACUACCUAUUUGGCUAACCUGCCUCCGGAUCGACACCCAUUGGCGGUGGGCCCUCACCAGUGGCUCCAGGAUCUCCUCGCCUCUCUCGACCCUGCCCGAAAUGGCGACUUUGCAUUCACUCCUCUCUUGUUGGCGAAGGUCAACGAGAUUCUUCCACGUCUGGCCGACCCACUGCUGCGAAACGCCCCAGAGAACGGCUCUUUCCAAAUGUCUGCUGACAUAUUCGACGGUUUUGGUAAUGCCGGUAUGGCCAGCAUGCCACAAAUGAACGAUUACAACCAAGGCAUGGUCGUCGACGAGAAUGAGACCAAGUACGAUUUGAGUGGCAGUAGUCCGGACACAAUCCCCAACUCCAAUUACUCGAAUGGUACGCCCCCUGGUACGCAACCAGGUAGUGACAUCGCUUCAGCAUUUGUCGGCUCACCUGCUAAUGUCAUGUCCCCUGGCAUCGACUACAAUGUCGGCAACGUGGGCAUGGGCGGUUUCGACAUGUCUGAAAUGGGCAUGAAUUCAUUCACAGCCUCUCAGCCCAACCCACUGAGCAACAUACAACAUCAACAGCGUGUUGGAAGUCAACCGCCCUUGCAGGGUAUACAGAACCAAAAUGUCAACAGUUCAGCCAUGAACCCAACAAUAAACCAAAUAUAUGGUAUACAACAACCCCAGCGGCAGAAUAGCUAUCAGAUGCAAAACCAGCCCCCCUUGUCGCAAAUGGGGUCAAUGUCUGACAUGGACUUUUCAAUGCGAUAAUUACACCAAAAUUAAAAACAUAUCUUGUUUGGGCCUAGAUGCUUGGGCAAGCACUGUAUGCAUUUUUCGUUGUCUUCUCUGGAAUUACUAUGACAUGGGCGCACAACACAGCGCUUCUUUUACCUUGCGUUGUAUCUAUCUUGCGAGCAAGUUUCUGUCUGCGGAUCAAACGGAAAUCGGAGGCUGGCGCUUUGGAGUUUUGGAUCACCCGUCUUUCACAAGAUAAAGGCUGAGGAUCAUGUUAUGCUUGUUAUGUUGUCAAGUGACUUGAAUCGGGGAUCCCUGAAAACAAAUGUUAUGUUACGGAUGGCUCUACAUUUAUGGUGUUAUGCACAUUCUUCACUUUGUGGUUAUAGAAUUAUGAAUCAAAACUUUACUCUAUUCAAUUAAUCUUGAACUUCUCUCUCGUCGUGCACUGAACCAGUUUGGCCCGAGCAUUAAUUCGGCCACUUCGCUUGUGAUUUAAUAGAUUUAAUUGUAAAUUCUGGGU